CUACUACCCAUGUUCUGGACCAUGCACUCAGUCCCAUAAAGUAACCAGGCUCAGAGCCCGUGUCUUCCAAGGCUCUUCCACUAUGUCUUUACUUUCUCUUCCGGCUUUUGCUUACCGUUGCCCUCUCAGCUUUCCACAAUAAUACAUUGUAUUUGCUCAGCCAUGCAUCAUCCAUUCGGGCUCGAUUUCAAGGACGCAAGUCUUGCGACAAUCUUCGCCACGUGCGUCUCAUGCUUCGAAUACGCCUUAGCCGGACAACCUGCCGGUCAAGCGGCCCUAAAGCUCAGCAUCGCUAGGCUUCGCCUUACCCGUUGGGGCGAGGCGGUCGGCAUCUACCACGAUGGAAACCUUGGAGAACCUGAAGCUGACCCUGACGACCUCAAGGCAGUUGAAGCUGCCUUGGUUCAACUCAUCGGCCGGUUCGAAGUCUUGGCUACGACCAAUUCCAACGACAAGUCGAUAUUAGGCUCCGUCUUCAACCAAGCCAGGCGUUCGGGGCAGCCUCUAGGCCCUCUGCUCAAGAAGCUUGACGAGAUCGCAUGCAGCCGGGGCGAUCGGCAGCAGAACCCUGGCCUUCUCGAGAACACCCGCGUGCUGAAACUCGGCGAGCGGACCGACUUGCUGGUUCAAGAUAGUUCAGAGUGCGCUGACACGCUUGAGGAGGCUUUCCCGCCCAACGGCCUGCGGCAGCUUAGCCGGGAGGAAAUGGCGGGAAUCACGGACCCGAGGAGCUUGCAUGUUCUACGGGUGGCAGCGAGCGGUAUUGACCAUUGGAUAUCGCCUCGUGCCGGGAAUGCGAUUCGUAUAUAUGGUGAGCAGAACCUCGGUUUGCAGGUUGGUCAGCUCGUUGGAGGGAUCAGUGGUUCGAUGAGGUUCACUCUUGGUGAUUGAUGGGUGCUCAAAGAUUGAGAGACGGUUGUAGUCUUGUAGAGGUGUGCGGGCUGGGCAGGGCAGUGUAUAGUAGGCGAGUUCAGGAGAGUGGUAUCAUAGAACGAAGAAGGAUGUAUUUUGAUUGAAUAUAAUUAGCUACCUCUUCGUA
This is a messenger RNA of Chaetomium fimeti, 1039 nucleotides long. RefSeq lists its product as uncharacterized. The transcript has 2 exons. The coding region runs from base 163 to 891 and encodes 242 amino acids. The record is from RefSeq and is a predicted model, not a curated record. NCBI's taxonomy places the organism in Eukaryota, Fungi, Ascomycota, Sordariomycetes, Sordariales, Chaetomiaceae.